UGUUGCGCCAGCAGGAUCGCCAUCAGCCAGCAGCAGCGUAGGGAUCGAGGCAUCUAACUGUACAAGUUGUAAAUAAUAGUAGCCAUUCAUACGGAAGUUCCUUUUGAACCAAUCGCCAUAGUGGUUUGCAGAACUAUACGUAUUCAUUGAUAAUCAAAAAUCCAGAAAGAAUCCAUAAACGCGUAACAAAAAAUGGCUCAAGACAAGUUCGAUCUUCAGAAAGUGCACGGCAGCUUCGAACGGUGUCUGGCUGGCAACGACAACGAAGACGAUGUUUUCCUCGAUCCCUACUUGGAAGCCUUCAAGGAACUCUACAAAUUCUUCUCGCUGAUGGGCACCGUGUUCGGUUUCGUCAGCAGUGACGUCAAGGAGAAGGUCGAGAUCCUGGAGAAGCUCCGGAAGCACGCGGACCAUGGCGAACGGUUCGAAACGGUGCGCAGCAUGAUGGACUAUGAACGGGAUGGCAAUCUGCUGGCCAAGAAGGAUUACGUAUCGGGCAGUCGAACACUGCUAAGGCUUCAUCGGGGGCUUGACUUCAUCUACCUAUUCCUGAAACGGCUCGGUGAACUAGAAAGCGCGAAUGCCAACACCUGCGCCGUUUGCCAAACGGCUUAUAACGAAACCCUGGCCCAGUUCCACCCGUGGUUGAUCCGGAAGGGUGCCGUCAUGGCCAUGUACGCCAUGCCCAACCGAGAUCAGCUGUUGGAAAAAGUUUGCCUGGAUGCAAGCUUAGCGAUCAAGUUGCUUCCAGAGAUGUUAGGCGUCGCGCGGCAGGUGUACGAUCGGACUCAGAAUUUGUACACGCUGUACGAUAUGCAUGGAUUGCCCUGAAGAGGACGACUUCUUUCUUCUUAUCGAAAAAAAAAGACCACACGCUAGACGAACAUUUUAGAACGAUUCGGUUGUACAAGUUUUAUUUUAAGCCAUUUUUGUGAUAGCUGGAGUAUUGAUUAAGGUUUAAGUUGUAGCUACCUAGCCAAAUGUUGAAACCAGUUUUGAAAGUA
Messenger RNA from Aedes albopictus (Asian tiger mosquito), 1004 nucleotides. Its product is annotated as ceramide-1-phosphate transfer protein. Gene Ontology annotation, cellular component: cytoplasm. The record is from RefSeq and is a predicted model, not a curated record. Gene Ontology annotation, biological process: intermembrane lipid transfer. NCBI's taxonomy places the organism in Eukaryota, Metazoa, Arthropoda, Insecta, Diptera, Culicidae. Gene Ontology annotation, molecular function: lipid transfer activity. The transcript is spliced from 3 exons. The coding region runs from base 193 to 831 and encodes 212 amino acids.